CAGUUUAAUUAAAGGAUCACGUUGCGUCUUGUCAUAGGAUAGGGGCGCUUGCUGGCUCAUCACUGAGGCCUGAUCUGCCGUCAUGAUGACAUCGUGGACUCUGGUCCUCCUAUGUACCAUCGUGGUAACAGAAGCGGCUAAAGGCACUACAAAAUGUGGCAAGGGUUGGAAGGCUUACAGGAGCAGCUGUUACACAACAGUCACCAAGUUGAUGAACUACGGCCAAGCGGAUGAAAUCUGCCGUCGUAUGGAUGCGAAACUUGCCGAGAUAAAUACCAAUGGGGAAAGUCGGUUUCUGGUGAAAACAUUCGGACCAAUCGUGGGUGAUGCCCAUGCCUGGGUAAGAAUAGCUGUCGCCAAUGGAAAGGGAACCCGGAUGAUUCCGGCUAGGAUCAUUCGCCAUGCGAAGAGAUAUAACCUGGGUCUGAUUGGAGUCUAUAUUCAUGAUAAGAAACAGCUCAUAUGCGAACAGGACCGUGGAGCGAAAGGGAAACAAAAGGAAGACAAACGCAAAGACACUGACGCUGGAGAAAAGAGACGGUGGCAGCGAAUGGCUACAGAGGGGAAGCACUGUGCACCAGGCUGGGCUCAACGGGGAAUGAGCUGCUAUAAGAUGUUAUACGAGAAAAGGAGUUUCCAAGAUGCACAUGAGACGUGCUCCAAGAUGAAGGCACAUCUGGCUGAUAUCAAUAGUAGAAGCGAAAUGUGGCAUCUGCUCUAUAAGUUUGGGAAAACGGACGUUCAACGUUGGGUGAGCAUACCAUUGAUGUACAACAGGAAACGAAGUGGCACUUUGAGUAUAAAACUCGUUCCAGUUCCAAAACUUCCGAAAUACCGUGUUGGUCUGUUUGGGAUCAGGGGAAGAGAAAGGAUGCCGUUCGUUUGUGAACAACUUGCAAGCUCCACACAUGCAACACAAGAAAAGAAAUCAUCAGGAGGCAAUGUUAAGGACUGUGGUGUUGGCUGGACAAAAUACGAAACCCGCUGUUACAGGUUGUUUACAUCAGGCUUGAACUUCGAGAAGGCCCACCAGGCGUGCACUGAACACAACGCUAGUCUUGCGGAACUUAACGGCAAGCCAGAGAUUGACUUCCUGCUAAAAACCUAUGGACCAUCAAGGACCGUACCGUGGGUCAAGAUGCAAAUUGAGGCAAAGGAAAAGAAAAUGGAAACCAUCCCAACGCGCCUGUUCCAUAUUCAUAAUGAAAACAUCGGGAUAUAUGGGGACAAGCUGAGCGACCCAAGAAAAAAGGCUGCCUACAUUUGUGAGCGGGAGACGCGGACAGCCUGCUGGGAGGGUUGGGAGCGAUUCAAGGAUCGCUGCUACCGCUACGUUAAGGGAACAUAUCCAUUCCGAUGGUCAGAGAAUUGGUGUAAGGAACACAAUGCUCAUCUGGCAAGUGUAAACAGCAAGCAGGAACUGGACUUCCUCUUGAAAUAUGUCUGGACAACGCCUUACAGCUGUGGUCCUUGGAUUGGUCUGCUGACGAUAAAUAACAAAACCUUCACAUGGCUUGACCACUCCAGUACCAGUUACAAACCGCCAACCAGAGUAGCUAGCGGGAGAGGACGUCGUGGCUUGGUGGGACGAUUAAACAAGUGGAAAAGAACCACGUUGGGGGCGAAGUUACAAUUCCAGGGUGUGGCUGUUGUCAAGCGUGAGGGUACCCACAAACAGCCUUUUAUUUGCGAAAGAGGGCUAGGUAUUGGAAGCCGACAAGUAGGAAGGGAACCAAAGAAUGAAAAAAGAAAACGAAGAGAGGGGAAAAAAAUGAAAAAUGUACAUGUACGUUGCGAGAAGGGAUGGCGAGGUUAUCAAGGACAUUGUUAUCGAGUAAUCAGAAGAAAGAAACAGUUCAAAGAAGCUGAGAAGACAUGUGUUCGCCUUGGUGGUCAUCUAGCCAGCGCUAACAGCGCGCUCGAAUUCAGAUUCCUUGUUCGUAUCGCACGCAAGAUGCACCGUGACCGGACGAGGCGUCAGGCAGGACCUAGCGCAUGGCUCGGCAUGAAGAUAGACGCCUCAAUCAAGCCUUCUCGAUUUACUUGGACGGACGGAUCCAGAACGGAAUACAAGCCUCCUGGCGAAUAUAAGGGUGACAAGGGUGAAAUUGUCGCCCGGUUGCUUGAAGAGCGCCGUCAGGUUAAUGAUAUAGAACCCAGCCGCAGUUAUCCCUUUAUCUGCGAGAGGGUUCCUGAAACUAGAAAGACGAGUAAACCCCGCAAUCCAAAGGAGCACUUGAAUAAGAAGCAGCGACAUGGCCAUAACCCAACUUAUAAAAGGAAGAAUUGGCACAAGAAGGAAACAGACGCCAAGACUAUAAAACACCGUCUGGGAAGGAGACAUGAAAAAGAUAUCAAAAAGGCGAAAGUCAUCGGCAGGAAGGCACAUGAUAGAAGUGACAAACGAAAGGUUGAGGAACUUGAAUCCAAGUGUCCAGGGGAUUGGAAGAGAUGGUCAGGCUACUGUUAUAAAUAUUUCGCCACGAAGUUGUCAUUCCGUUCUGCCGAAGCCGACUGCCGGGAAUACGGCCGAAGCUCUCAUCUCAGCAGCAUCCACAGCCGGGACGAACUGGAGAUGCUAAUGGCCAUGAUACCACGACCCAACGCGACAAAGCGAAGAGUUCUCUUGGUCUGGGUUGGAAUGAUCAUCCCGGAGGGCCAGAAGCCUGGAAACGUCACUUGGAAGUGGACUGACGGUACUUCAGCUGCGUACGAACCUCCCAGAAAGCUAGACCUUCGUCCGCAGGGGGCUAACGCCGCCCGGCUUAUUUUGUACAAGGCGCAUGAUAAGUGGGAGUCUAAGGGUGUUUAUGAUACGAUUGGGACGCGCAGGUUGCCGUAUAUUUGCAAAAGGAAGCCAGGAAAAUAACAAUGACAAAGUCAAGAAAUGAAAUUUUAUUGGACGGAUUAUUCAAGAGAACUGAUAUAUAAGUAGACUGGCUGUCGCUUGUGUUAAGAAUAAAUUGUGAAUGCCGCAGCUUUUAAUAUUAACUUAGCAACAUCUUCAAGAAACAGGACACUAAAAUGAGAGGAAUGUAAAGCCCCGGGGCCAUGAUCAGGAUAGGUCCAUUAGUCAUACUUAGAACUGUAUGGAUCAGGUUUAACAUGUUAUAACCCUACGGUUCAGAGAUUGUCCAUGUAAAUUCGAAUUAUUGUCAUAAAAAUAUGGCCGGGUCUAUUUAGCAAGCCGCUCGCCGAACAGGCAUCUUUUUUUGUCCUGUUUGGAGAGCCGCUUGCCAAACAGCACUAAAAAGCCACCCUGUUCGGCCAGCCGGGCUUGCCAAACAGGUAAAAAAUCUAAAAAAUCCUGUUUGGCGAGCUCUUCGAAAACUACAAAUAUUAAUGAGUUCGGCUCUCCAUUCAGGACAAGAAAAAGUCGCUGUUUGGUAAGCCGGGCUUGCCAAAUAGUCACUUCCUAAAAAUAUUUGACAAGAAUAAAUCAUGAUGUAUGUA
Messenger RNA from Lineus longissimus, 3453 nucleotides. Its product is annotated as C-type mannose receptor 2-like. Lineage: Eukaryota; Metazoa; Nemertea; Pilidiophora; Heteronemertea; Lineidae. The transcript is spliced from 17 exons. The coding region runs from base 83 to 2869 and encodes 928 amino acids. The record is from RefSeq and is a predicted model, not a curated record.